Molecule: messenger RNA, 855 nt
Organism: Laccaria bicolor S238N-H82
Lineage: Eukaryota; Fungi; Basidiomycota; Agaricomycetes; Agaricales; Hydnangiaceae
Exons: 9
Coding region: 1-855 (284 amino acids)
Source: RefSeq, a predicted model, not a curated record
AUGGGGGCCGUUGAUGUUGCCUGUUUUGCCGUUCUCAUGAUUGAAGACAACAACAUGCAAUCAAUUCAAGUUGCUUGGGUUGAAGGAUGUGAUCAACUGGAGGUGCCGAUUACCGCAGCUGCCGUCAAGUACCAGGUAACACAACAUCGACUUCAGCAAGGAUCUCAACAAGGACAACAAACCCAUCCUGACAGCAACACCCCUCAACCUCAGGCAUUUUCACAGGAGGCUUUUUUUGAUGCGCUUGUGGAAUGGAUUGUAGCAGAUGACCAAUCUCUGAACGUAAUCGAUAAUCCGCAACUCCGCCAAAUCUUUCUCAUGCUUCGAGAAGAUCUACGCGACUCUGAUAUACCCCAUGGCUCGACCAUUUGCGCUUGGAUCAUUGAGGUUUGGGAGGACCACCUGGAUGGCCUAGAGAAGGAAAUGAAGGCAUUCCUCCAUGUCCUCGAACGAAUCAAAAUUACCUUGAAGAUCGGCUGGGUCACCCUUGACAACACAUCAAACAACGAUACAUUUAUGAUCACGCUUGCCGCAGAGCUCCGGGCACUGUGCAUUCCUUUCGAUGCCGUGAAACACAGGAUCUGUAGAUGUGUAUGGAAAAUCCAAAACACACCAAAUACAAAACCUUCGGAAAUGGUUAGCGUUGCUUCGAGUGGCUCUGAAAGACACGAGACGGAGUUCUCUGGGCUUCUCAAAACAGGAAAGGUGUAUGGGGAGUAUGAGGAUGUUAGGGACAAUGACGAUGGCAACGAGUAUAACGAAGUGCUGAAACGAUUAUCAGCUGGAACGAGAUGCGAAUCGAGGGGUGAAGUACAACUUGUUAUUUCGAAGUACUAUGAUACUACAAAUACAUGA